Molecule: messenger RNA, 6557 nt
Organism: Polypterus senegalus (gray bichir)
Lineage: Eukaryota; Metazoa; Chordata; Cladistia; Polypteriformes; Polypteridae
Product: zinc finger and BTB domain-containing protein 26-like
Exons: 2
Coding region: 2231-3493 (420 amino acids)
Biological process (GO): regulation of transcription by RNA polymerase II
Cellular component (GO): nucleus
Molecular function (GO): DNA-binding transcription factor activity, RNA polymerase II-specific; protein binding; RNA polymerase II cis-regulatory region sequence-specific DNA binding
Source: RefSeq, a predicted model, not a curated record
UUUUAACGUCUUUACGUGUCGCCACAAAGUAGAGUAUUUCAGGCAAGCAUUUAUUUCGUCCGCUGGUGUCGAUCGAGGAAUUACAGGCAAUGUUUGCCUGAAAUCUCCUGCAAGCAAUAUUAAUGCGUUCCCAAAUGGUGUGAUGUUUCCACGCGAAUCUUGCAAUGAUCGACCAAGAGCGAUUUUUUGUGCGCCAUUGUGCAUUCAUCCCAAACAAUAAGUUUGCAUUUCUGCAAUACUUUUCCCAUGCCGGAUGCUUUGGAAAUGUUGCACGUGGGAGUUUCAAUGAAUUGCAUGUUCAAUGGCAAUUUCAAAGCGGAAUGAGCAGUUCUUCCACCUGGUAGCAAUGUCGCAGCUAUUCCGGACGACGCAAGAGCUAAGACUAUGUCAUUUUGGGAUCGAAUUGCUGCCAGAAUCAAUCUAAUCAGGAACGUUUUACCAGUUUCUCCUGGCGCAUCUAAGAAGAAGAUUUCUCCAACCCCGUUAUUGACAGUUUGCAUUGAUCGUAAAUGCCUUUUUGCUCAAGCGUUAGCUUAGGAAUAUUUGAUUGCAAAUACGACAAAAGAUCGCCCGUGUUGUAAUUUUGUUCACGACGCAAUUCUACAUCGAACUAAGCAGCAGCAGAUCGAUUCGGUGAUGGCAUUCCCAAUUGAUUGAGAACGUUGCUCGAGAUUUCUAAGCACAAAUCUUCAAUUAUUAUCAACGCUUCGUUGUAGAUUUCUGCUGUGAAAUCCAUGUUCAUAUUUGAAUUCUCCUUGCGUAUUCGACGGAAAAUAUCUUCAGCCAUGUGCGAUUUAUAUUUCAGUCAGUUUAUUUAGUAUAGCGUGUGUUGCUUUUACGUCCAACAGAUGGCGCUGUUUUUCAAAAAAGCAUGUUUUUACCUGUCACAGGUGUAACAUCUAUAUAAUAGUAGGCAUAUAAAAACACGCGCGUAUUCGAAUGCAACGUUGUGUCAAAAUUUCAAAGCAAUCGGUGAAGAACUUUCGGAGAUUUAAGAUUUUGAACAAACGAACAUUUACAUUUUUAUUUAUAGAGAAAAUUUCUCUGAGAGUGCAUGGACAAAGUCAGUGCUAAGAAGAACGCAUAAACAUUCGCUAUUUUUUUAACAAACCCAGGGCACUUCAUACUGAAUGUUAAUAAUUUGUUAUAUACACUGAGUAUAUCACUCUGUAACCGUUCGCUUACUUGAGUUGGUGUACUUGCCUGAAGAACGCAUGCUCCUCAAUAGCUUUUUGUGGACGGGAAGUCCUGUGGUCAUCAUCGACUAAUCUUUCCACCAAAAACAUGUUUUUGAAACGAGCGCACAGAGUUUUCGCCGCAUCAUUUGGUAUUGCAGAAAAGGGGAUGCAGCGUCUGAUUAUAAACACGUUUUCUCUUUGGCAUGUUUGAUUUGUGAGAUUCAAGUAUGGUUAGCAUCCUCGUAAUUUUUUUUCUGACAGAUGCAAACUCCUUACACGGACAUCCAAACCGCCUGCGAGUGUAAACGACCACUUGUGCUUGAUAGCCGUAGUUGACAGCUUUACGAUGCAGAAAAGCAUUGCAUGUUUUGUGUGAUUGGUGGUUUGAUGUUUGGUUCGGUUGCACAAUACAAUAAGUUUAAUCCGGGACAUAUUUUUAUAUUUUAGUUAUUUCUUGGGACAUCGAGACUCAUAGCCUGAAAUCAUACUGGAAGGAAAACCGGCAGCAUCAUGGAACUGAGUUUGGUAUCACAUGUUUACAAGAAAAAGUCAAAGGAACGCCUACCACGAUGAGACCACGCCCCCUUCCGCUAACAGCGGCGUUCGCCUCGGAUUGGGCGUGGUUUCAAAACUUACUGUUGCCAUAGUGCCACCUUCAAUAGGAUUUCUUUAACGUCUGUCACACAUAGUCCACAACUACAUUAUACAUUUGAGCAGAACCACAUUGUCAACAGGCACAAGAUACAAUUAGAGAACUGAAGCAGAACGCUCUAUUAAUAUUCUAAAACCAUAGUGAAUAAACGAAAACCUCCGAUACGCAUAUGGCGAAUUCCUCUCCUCUCUGUUACCAAGUUCGGGAAGGCGGCCCCUUAGGAUUAGGGACCGGGUUGCGCGGGGGACGACGUUUGUGACGCACAGGAAGUUCGGCAGAAAUGCCAAGUGCGGCGCCGGAGAAAAGGUGAGCGGGAUUUAAACAAAGAGGAAUGCUUUUAAGAUUCAGGUGCUUUUACUGCAGUACAACUUGCUGUGAGGCAUAAGACAACUACAGAACGAUGAGGAGAGAUGCCGUACGACAUUUGCCUCCCAAACUUUCCGAGUUUUUGGUAAUGGCUCCUAGGUCUAAUAUGUUUUGCUUUAAAUUUGAAAAUCAUGGAGACACAGUGCUGCAUAAGAUGAACUUACUGCGUGAGCAAAAUCGGUUUUGUGAUGUUACCUUACAAAUAAAAAAUUUUGAAUUCCAUGGACAUAAAGUUGUUUUGGCAGCAUCUUCUCCAUUUUUGAGAGACCAGUUCUUGCUUAAUGAUUCAAGGGAAGUGACCAUUUCUGUCUUGCAAAGCUCUGAAAUCAGUAGGCAACUUCUGCUGUCUUGUUACACAGGAAUUCUUGAAUUUCCCAUGAAGGACCUGGUCAACUACCUCACAGCGGCCAGUGCACUACAAAUGGGGCAUGUUGUUGAAAAGUGCACACAAGCAGUUUCUCAGUACCUAGACCCAACGUUAGCCCAUCUGCAGCUACAGAAGACUCACAAAAGUAGUUUUACUGAUGAGGGGGAGCAAAGUUCACCAUCUAUAGAUGAUACAUUUCAAGGUCCCGAAGAUAUUGGAAUUUACAUAGACUCAAACGAUGGUAAAAAUGUCAAAUCCAAAUGUCUUUCAGAAUUUUGUUUUGAGCGUAAAUAUCAGGCUUUUGAUUCAUCAAGUGAAACCACAAGCAGCCAUGGGAUGAACACUUUAGUGGAUGAAGUGGACCAAGAAGUGAUUAGUGGAGAUAUUUACAUGUUGGCUGCACAUGAGAUUGAAUUUCAAGGGUUGGUAUCGACUAAAUAUUCACCAGAAGAAGAGGAUCGGAUGGGACAAGAAGAUGUUAGAUCACCCUUGAUCAGUAAGCUAAUGACAGACAACCACAUUCGAGAAUAUGACACAAUAUUACAAAAGCCUUAUUAUUGUAAGAUGUGUUGCAGAAUGUUUCAGCAUCUUGAAAACUACAUAAGUCACAUGAAGGAGCAUAAACUAUAUCUGUGUUUGCGAUGUGGUAAGACUUUCUCUCAGAAAAGUAACCUCACACGGCACAUACGCGUUCACACAGGAUUUAAACCCUUUGAGUGCUCACUGUGCAAAAAGGCAUUCAGCCAGAAAGCGACUCUGCAGGAUCAUAUUAACCUUCAUACUGGAAAAAAGCCUCACAAGUGUAACUAUUGUGCAGUUAAUUUUGCACAUAAGCCAGGACUGAGAAGGCAUCUAAAAGACAUUCAUGGAAAGAGCAGCUUAGAAAAUACUUCAGAGGAAGUGGGGACAGUGAUUGUAGAUAGUGAUUAAGAAGAAGUCUCCAGUCUACCUCUUAGUUUGUAUGACACAUAGAGUCAAGAGUGUCCAUCAUGGUCUUUCAAUUUUUAUCAGCUGUUUCAUUUUAGUUUCCUGUCAUAUUUUAAUAGUCGCUGUGAUAGUUUAUACAGUUGCUCCCUAAUCAGUGUUUUGAACAGUAAUGCCGGGCUCAAGUGUGUCCAAGUGCAGUAUGCCUUAUCUGCUGAAGUACUGUAUAUUCACAGUACAGAACAAGAAAUCUCAUUGGUGCAGUACUCUGAAGUUUACCAGGUAACGCCUGCAUAAACCCUCCUCUCAGUCCCCAGUUCUUCUAAAAGUUAGAGUUGUGUUCCUGCUUGAUGUUCAUUUAAUUACCAAAGAGAAAAGUAAACUGAGUUGGUUAAACAAUAACUUUCCCAUAUUUUUGCAAGUGACCAUUGGCUGUUCUUUUCUGAAGGUUCUUUGCACUGUGUUGUUUAACAAUAUUAUGAGACUUGCCUAAACUGAAAAAGCUAUGUCUUGUUGAUGUGUUGCAUUAUGGCCGCUGUGCCGUAAAAUGUAAGCCAGUUCAGUUUUUGGAAUCUUUUUUUUUUUUUUUAUUGUUAUGUUCAUGUUUAAAAAAAGAUGGUUCCAUUAUGACAUUGUAAUUUUUGUGUAUCUCACAUGAAAGCUGUUUUGCUGUCACUGGACUUUGCAUCUUUUCUUUAACUAAAAUUCAUACAGAUAAAAAAAAGUAGCCUUGAAAGACAGUGGUGUGCCCUUGGGCUAACCCCUGAAAAAUCAAUUGAGCCAACUGCUUGAAUUGCAAGUGGCUACAAAGCUGCUGUCUUUGGUAGUGCGUAUGGGAAUAAAAAGAAUAAUGUUCAUGUAUUUUACAUUUGUGGAAUGAUGUUCUGUGCUGUAUUUCAUGACGAUAUCAAACUAUUAAUUUAUAUGCCGAGGAUGGCUACAAAACAGGAACACCCGACACACAGCAGAGUUCGACAUGUGCUGCAAUUCAGGCAUUCAACUAAUUAGACAGUCAUUUUGCAUAAGUCGCUCCACAGUUGAGCACAGUAUGGCUGAGCAAAACUGUGUGUAGCACACAUUAAUGGAGGAUGUCCCUAUGCAGAAUGCACAUCACAUAACUGUGUUGUUCCUCAUAUUUAAAUCCAUGAAGAAUUAUACAUAUGAUUGAGUCAAGAUCAUAUCAUGUGGCUGUUUUGCAACUUUUAAACAUUUAUAAAAUUUAUUGUGGUGCAUAUUAUAAGUAUUUGUGCCAUAAAAAAAAACGGAUAUUCGACAUCUGGCUUAUGUCUCAAGUUUAAUUUGUGAUUUACCUUUAACACAAAGUUAGUUUCUUUUGAUAUGAAAACAACUGUGAAUACAACGACCUGCACUGUCAUACACUGUGUAGCAUUUCAGAAUCUUCCUCAGUAAGAAUCCUUACAGUCCUGCAUGUGUUUUGAGUGUGUGUUUGUGUUUAAAGGGUCUUCACGUCAGUCAAAUGUCACAGUUUGCCCUAUGAGAUAAAAGUUGAAUAGCCUGUAAGUCUUCGGGUCUGAUCUGCUGAAUGACUUAUAAAGAAAGCUAGAGGGGCACCCUGCCUGCUAGCCUGUUAUUGAGUAAUAAUGAACCUUGGAAAUUAAUUGAUUUUGUGAAACACACAAGAAUAAUUGACACAAAAAAGUUGUAUAGCUAUAAAAUAGUAGAGGUAAAUGUCCAGAAAUUAUAGAUAUGAGUACUGUGUGGGCCAGGAAAACUUACAGUGGAAACUAUUAUGGGAGCAAAUGAGGAGUGAGAAUUGGCCUCAUUGUGUGUUAAGAAAUAUCAUUUAAUUACUAACCCUGUAUAUAUUUUUCCAGUCAGAUGUGUUAAUUUAAAAUUGGAGAAUAAUCAUUCACAUGUUAAAUGAAUGUUAAUUAUUGUUGAAUAAAUUUCCAAUGUUAAAUGUAAAAAGUGAAAUUUUAUUCAGCUGACGCUUAAUUGAUUAAUGAGGGUUUUUUGGGCCAACACUGUUUAAAAGCUGUAGCUGUGAGCCUGCCACUCCAGUUUCAUGAGCACAAAACCCUGAAGCAGCACUAGGACUUUUUUUCUUUUAUUACAACCUGCAUUUAUUUUUCCUGCUAAUUUUAGUCCAAGGUACUUUUUAACUGUUGCAUACAGAAAAGGAAUGCAUGUGUAAUACUAUUUAAUACUUUCUUAUUAUACGUUGUGUUGUAUAUUUUGAGAGAAAACAAAUCAGUAAUGUUUUAUUGUAACCUGUAAAAGAAUUGUUGAUAGAAUUAUAAAAGCUUAUGUUAAGGCUGAUGGACUUUUGGAUGUUGACCCAGCCCAGCUUUUAUAGAUAGUCUGAUUUGGUCUUUUUAUUUCAAUAAUUUCUUAAUUACAUACUUUAUUUCUCUUUGUUUCUAAACUUAGUGGGCAGAUUUUAAAAUAGUCUGCAAUAGAUAUUUCUCAAGUUGUAUUUUAGGUCACAAGUUUGCGUUUGGCCUCUUCAUUGCUCUUGAUGUUCCAUUAUGUCUUUUUCAAUUAUUUUAUCUUUAUUUUUGUAUUACACUCCUAAUGUGUAGUAAAAGUUCCACAUGACACCUUGAUUGCCUGCAUCUAAUAAGAAACUUAAUUCUCAAAAAAGGUUUCUCAACUCAAUUGGCGCUAAAGCUCAGGUUAUAGAAGUGAACUCCUUUUUUUAUUCCUCUAUUUGAUGACCGCAAAGCCUCUGCCUACUGUUAGAAAUCCUCUGUGUUCACAAAUGACAUAAAGCUUCUUUCUUCCAUAAUAUCUGCUUGUUUCUGUCCUUUUCUGACCUGCCUGUGCUUGUAUGACUUCUUCUAAACAUCUCAGUCGAAACUCACACAAAUGAGCUCUCUCUUUAACCAUCAUUGCCUCCCAGUGCCUUACAACACUGAAUCCAAAAUCAUGUUGCUGAGCUAUAAUUUAGUUUUGCCCCCACCCAACCCCCUACAACUCUGCACUCUGGGUCACCGAAGCUUGUAAUCUGGUAGUAACCUAUGGUCCAAGGGGUGGUGGGGCUUUUAGGGUUAUCACAGUCCGAGUCUGGGAUGACCUGCCUAAAUUAUUUGUUCUGUUAAAAAAAAAA